This is a messenger RNA of Laccaria bicolor S238N-H82, 1662 nucleotides long. RefSeq lists its product as uncharacterized. The transcript has 4 exons. NCBI's taxonomy places the organism in Eukaryota, Fungi, Basidiomycota, Agaricomycetes, Agaricales, Hydnangiaceae. The record is from RefSeq and is a predicted model, not a curated record. Bases 1 to 1662 code for a protein of 553 amino acids.
AUGCUUCCACCGGGGUCAACAUACAAAACCUGUGAUAAAUGCCACAAUAGCAGCAAGCUUCGCAAACAAAGAAAGCGGAAAAGAGAGAAGGAGGAGGAGGAGGAGGAGGAGGAGGGGGUCUCUCACCGGCAGGUCUCCCUUCAUGUAACAGCUGAAAAUGGUGGGCCGGGAGAGCGAAAUAUCACGUACAUCGUCAUUGAUGAUGAUCAUGAGAAGUCAUCUGAAGAAGACGAGAGCAAUGCCCCUGUUAUAUUUCAAGAUAGCGAGGCAAUGAUGAAGAGUCUAAAAAAUGUGUUUAAAAUGGCCAAGCACGUCUUUUUUCAUGGAAACUACACAAUACCAGUUGACCCCUUGGUAACGGACAAAGAACGUGUCCAGAUGACGGCGCAUGAUUUAUGGAAGGCUACAGGUUAUCGCUUCAGGGUUAAGGAAAAUAAAGCCCUUGCGACAGGCCACAAGACACGAUAUUGGUGUUGUCAGGACCAAGACCGAAAGCAAAAAAGUCGACCAAGCCAGAGAGAGGGUGCAAAACAUCGCGACGCACUAGGGAUGCAUCGCUAUGAAUGCAAGAGCAAGCUUAAUAUCUCGUGUCGAAGAAUUGUGAGUUAUGGAAACGACACACGCACCGUAACAAUUUGGCUUGAACAUCAUAAAUGGCACACACCAUACUACGAUGUUUCCCUCCCACCCAAUGCUGCGGCCAUGAUACGCAAAGAUCUAGAAUGGACAAGCCCGAGCGAGAUGGCAAAGAAAGUGCUGGGCAUAUUCCCAGCAGUUUCACGUCAACAGGUUCACAAAGCCUGGACGACGAUGAGCGAAACUCUGUGGAAAAGAGAUGCAGAACAGCUAUCCUCAGUCAAGCUAUUUCUAUCGGAGUGCAAAGACGAUGCGAACCUUCUCGAUAUUCCAAAUUUGGAGGGAGUCGAGCAGGUGGCAUGGGUGAUGCGAAAGAUUAUUGGACGCUUGCGUGGAAAAGUUGUGGAAAUUGGUCUGGAUGCCACAUACAACACAAAUUCGAAGCACCUCGAGUUGUACACCAUCCUUGGUGAAUAUGACAACACCAGCUUUCCUCUAUCAUAUUGCUUGCUGUCAACAGCAACAUCAGUUGAAGAGGGAAAGCGUAUAAAAGCCUUGGAGGCUUGGGGAAUGAUCCUACGUGACAAAUAUGGUCUGAUUCCCAGGUUUGUCCACACAGAUAAAGACAUGGGCGAGAUUGGAAUGAGCAGGCGAGUCUGGCCAUCUGCAAAGCACCAGUUAUGCUGGUGGCACGAAAAGGAGGCGGUCCGAAAAAGACUCAAGGGCAAUUUACCCACCUCGCCUUACAACCUAUCGAGAGUGCAAUCGGAAUACCGUUUUAUUGAGUCUGGGUUCAAGCCCCAUGGCCGAAGUGACGCCACAGAUGUUGAAGGAACUGUUCCAGGAGAGGUUCAGCAAGGAGAACCUCGGAUGAAUGGCACGAACACACCUGAAGAUAAUCCCAAUUCUAUCAAACUUCGCAUUCCGAUGUCUCAGGCUAUCAAAACUCCUGUGCCGACAGAGCUCUUUACUCUCCCCCACCUAUUCCUACCGGACUCCUACUGGAUUCCCGGAAUCCUACCGGACUGGACUAGGACUGGGACACAUUUUAUGUUGGCUGAUCACCAUACAAAUUUUGUAUCCUAG